This is a messenger RNA of Contarinia nasturtii (swede midge), 6499 nucleotides long. It is a transcript of the gene Ccn, whose product is annotated as CCN family member 2. The coding region runs from base 2732 to 3706 and encodes 324 amino acids. Gene Ontology annotation, biological process: signal transduction; cell adhesion. Gene Ontology annotation, cellular component: extracellular matrix. Lineage: Eukaryota; Metazoa; Arthropoda; Insecta; Diptera; Cecidomyiidae. The transcript has 9 exons. Gene Ontology annotation, molecular function: integrin binding; heparin binding. The record is from RefSeq and is a predicted model, not a curated record.
UUGAAACGUAUAGUUGCAUAAAACUCGAACGUUUCCACGAAAAUCAGUUAGUUUUCGAUGUUAAACGCUCGCCGAAUGACAACCGAUUGUGUAUCGUUGUUGUGAGUCAAAAACCAUACGAAGUGAUCGUAGCGAUGUUUUCAUGUGUAUGGUGAACAUUUUAUUGUUUAAAAUAAUAAAAUCGUGUGGAAGAGACAAUAAACAUACAUGAAUUGAGUGUAACAACUUCGGGUAUUAUAUAAAUCAAAACAAAACUCGGCCAACGACAUAAAAACGUGAACAAAAAAUAAAUUCGAAUACAAUGCCAAAUCAAACAGUAUUAUUAAUUGUGUGAAUAUUCGUUCGAUUUCGGAUAUUGUCAAUAAUUGUUUUAUUUUGAACAUUAGCUUCAAGAACAGCCGAUAAUUGAAAUAGCCUUGCAUUGGCAUUUUAAUUCCGUUAUUUCGAAAAAAGGAUAUAUUUAUACAAAAAACGAAUAAUAAUAAUAAUAAUAAUAAUAGUUGAACAAAAUAAAAAAAACUCUAAAGAAGAAGAAAAAGAAGAAGGAGCAAAAGACUAAAUCGAUAAGAAACACACGCCAUUGCUGUUUGCGCUUUUUGUUUUCAUUUCUAAAUAAAAUAUUAUUUGUUUGCACGGAACACAAAGUACUUGUUUGAAAGCAUGUUCGAUUGAAAUAGAUAGAAACCGAAAAAUUUUUGUGGUAUUUGUUGUUGAUUUUUUUUUCUCUCUGCGUCGUCGACGUCUUCGUCCUCUUUUCGGACUGUUGUUACAUUUUUGUUAAAUAUUAUCUGUGUGUGUGUGGUUGUGAUUGUAUUAGCCAACAACACCCUCAAUAAAGCUUCGUGUUUUGAUCCUUUUGCGCUCCUCUUUAUCCAUAUAAUUCAAUGUGAUAUAGUGCGGUGAACUGAAAACCGACAGGUUUCGAACUCAAAUAUAGAACAUUUAUGCCGUGUUUCAAAUGAGUGAUGACGAAAUUAUUCUUUUUUUCCUGAUUUGAUGGAUUCUAUAUCAUCUUGAAGUAAACCUCAGCGGAGUAGUGUAGUGUGGUUCAAAGGUUCCUUGUGUGAAGAAGCUCAUUGUAAUUUGUAACUUUGGUGAAAACCACAUAUCCUCGAAAACAUCGGCUCAGAUUGAAUUCGUUUGGUUUGGUUUGGUUUGGUUCGAAUCAUCAUCCCGAGAAAAUUGACUCAGAGAAAACAUACACGAUUACAACUUGUAAUGCAGACACACUUUGGAAACAUCAACCAAAUGAACCAACCAAUGAAAUGAAUGAAUUAAUGACGAUUAUUUAAGCAAAGUGCCUACGGACAAAACCAAAAUAUCUAACUAUAUCUAUAAUAUCUUAAUGAAGAAAUUCGUAUCCGCACGCACUCAAACGGCCGUAACUAUACAAAUUACAAAAUAUACAUAAAUGUGCUCUACGACAACAGCAACAGCCACGGACAUUUCAUCACCUCCACCCCAUUGCAAACGAAAAAACAGUUGAGCUUAAUAAUUUCGAAGUGUGUUGCAUAUUCAGAAAUUGAAUCAUGGCACAUAAGUUAUAUUAGUUUUUGCGUGUGCCAGUAUUUUAUUAGCAUGGGAUUAAUAUAAACAAAUGCAUAUGGUUCAACGUACAAUAAAAACGUGUGUGUUUGUGUAUACUGUAUAGAGAUGUGCAUGUUUUCAUUUGAUGAAUAUGGCAUGUAGUAUAUGAUAAUAAGGAUGAACAGAUGUGUAAUUUCAACAGACGGAUAAACAAUACAAGCGAACAUUGUAGCAUUCUCAUUUAGCAUUAGCUAAUAAGGUCUAAAUCGAAAGAACAAAUAGUGAAUUCAGUGUGUGUGUAUUUGUAUAAGUGUGUGUUUACGGAAAAUACACAUCAAUGUAAACAUAAAUAUAAAAAUAAACGCUAUCAUAAAGCCACAAAUCAAAAGCUACUGAUGCCAAAAAGUCAAUGAAUCUAAUCCAAUAAGAAGACAUUGUUUGAUAAAUUCAUGAUCGUGUCAAGGCAUUCAAAUCAAACGAAUGCAUUCCAAAUGCAAAAGUUUUCUAUAGUCGGGAAGAAAAUGCUCUAGAUACACGAUGAUGACUGCACAAAUUUGAAAUUGAAACUGUUGAAGUGUUCAGCUGUUGUUCUCUCAACGAUAAUUCCAGUGAAUGAAAAAAUAAAACACUCAAUCGGUGAAUGCAUUCAUCAAUAAAGAGUGCAAAGUUGAAUCAAUAAACCACAAGACACUUACACCGGCAUCUAUAUUUUCACACUUAGUUUUAGCACCUUAAUUUUGUUGUGUCGUUGACAUUUUUGUCGGUUUUACAAAAGCGAGCUUUCGUUACAUUUACAGCAGACACGACAAUCGAACAAGCGAAUAUUUUAUUGUAUGUGAUAUAACUAGCUGAGUAAAACUACUUCCGUACACAUUCAUACAGAUUUUCCAUUGAAACACGCAAAUGCCAAUACAAGCGGAUUUUAUUGUAUGUUAAGGUUUUCUUUGAUCCCGACGGCAGCGACCUUUUAUACCAAGAAAAAACCCACAGCUGUAAAAUCUAUCAACUAUUUGACGAAAAAAAGAGACCAAACAACACCGACAACAUCAAUAGUUGUUACAACCGUAUCAGCAGAAGUAAUCAACAAAAAAAGCACAACAUUAGACUUUGUUGCCGUUAAUGAAUUUCGUCGGUUUCAUCUAAAACAAAAUAAAUUCCUUUUUUUGUUAUAUGCUAGUUAAAAACAAAAGCGAUCUCGUAGAAGAUGUGGUAUUCAACUUAUCUAUAUCUGAGUGGCUUACUAAGUAUAGCUGCGUAUUCAAUAAAAGACAAUCAGGAAACAAUUCCAAACAUAACAUUUGCAAAUUGUAUUGUGGGAAACGCAACAUAUCUGCAUGGAGAAACCUUUAAAAUUGAUUGCAAAACGCAAUGCAUAUGUGAGAAUGGACGUCAUGCAUGCUCAUCGUUGUGUCCGAAAGAGAAUCUACCACCACCCGAAGACACAGCAGUUUGCCAUUCACCUCGUUUAGUUGAUGUGCCGGGUCAUUGUUGUAAAGUGUGGUUGUGUGAAACACCAUCUGCAGACGUGAAUGCAACAUGUCAGAAUGUUUCGGCUAGCCCAUGGACAUCAUGCUCGGAAUCAUGUGGAAUUGGUGUUUCGACACGAAAUGUUGCAACAGCAGUUGGUUGUAAAAAGCUCAGUCCGAUUCGUUUAUGCCAGAAUCGACGUUGUCAAAAUAACAUGAACAGUACAUUUAUUAAAAAUGACUUUGAGAAUAUCGAUCACAUGAAUUAUAAUGCUAUUAUACCACAUAAACAUCGUGUUCGGAAAGGACACGAAUGUCGGAAUAUGCAGCGUAUUGGACCAUCCAGACUCCGGCUUGGGCCGUGUGUAUCACGGAAAUUAUAUCGACCAAAAAUUUGCGGUCAUUGCCAAAACAAUAAUAAAUGCUGUGUGCCUUUGGUGUCUACUACCAUACAAGUGGAAAUGUUGUGUCCGCUUUCAACAGGAGAUCCAUUCAAUUUUAUUGAAACGAAGUACGAUUUGUGGGACCACAACUCUAUCGAUCCUAUUGAUCAGGAGCUCUUACAAUCACGACAAAUACAAAUUGAAAAUCGAUUCAUUGCCGUACAAUGGGUGCUGAAGUGUGAUUGCAGCUUACAAGGUGAAUCGUGCCAAGAAAACAACGUCACCAAUUCGGACAUAAAGGAACUACUAACCCGUGUUCAUCGAACAUAAGCUUCAGACAAAACGAAAGACGGACGACAUAAGAGUAGAAAAACAACAGCGAACUUUAAAUCGUGUAGGUUUCAAGUGCUUAGAAAAAGGCGAAAAAGUUGAGAAGCUUUGCACUUUGUAGAGUGUUGCAGAAACUUCAGUGAUUUAUGGUAAUUUGUCUAUAAGGGUGGACGGUCAUAUUCGAUUAAAAAAAACUUUUACUUUGGCCUGAGCAUGCUUUCCGAACUUAAAUUAUCUUCGAAUCAAACUUUGAUAUUUUCCUUUUUACGGGCUAGAUUUAAUAAUUUGUUAAGUAAAAUUCACAUGCAGAGAAAAUUCAAAUGACAAUUUCUGCAAUUUUGUGCUAAUUCAAGUAACAAAAUAUAGAUUUGGUCUAUCCAUGAAAGGGCAAAAAUGUCACAAAAGUGCCGGUAUUUUAGGUCAAACAGAAAAAUCAAUAUGCGUAAAAUCUAGUUUCGUUAUUUUUUCUUUCUUUCGUGAAUGCAUUGACACAACCACACAUAUUACAAAGGAAUAAAAGACGAAUCUAUCUUAUCACCAUUCAAAAUAUACAUAUGACUAAAACACAAAUCAAAGUGUGUUUAAGAAUGACAUUUGUUUCGAUUUGAGCAGAAAUAAUUUUAAUUGCAUCAGUUGGUAUGUUCAGUCAUUUUUGCAACGAAAUAAAGGCAUGCACAACUGUAUCGUUGAAAUGACCAAUUUCAUUUCCGUUCCCAGCUUUUUUUUUCAAUAAUUCUGUAACAGAAUUUCUGUCUUCAUACUUCAUAUAUAAUUAUAUUCUAUUUAAAUGCGACACAACAUACAUAUCUAUGCAAGUUUCACAUAUUUUAUAGAGGAACAUUUGAUUGUAUAUACUCUAUGUAUUAUAUUCGAUCAAAUUUUGGCAUGUCAAAUAUGCCAUACAUACAAAAUAAGUGAGAAAAACUUCUAAGUUUGACAACAUUUCGUUAAUACUAAGUGUAAAUAGUCGAAGAUUUGAAAAGGGAAAAAAAAAACAGAAAGAACAACUCAUUCCCAUUUUGAUUUGGAGAAGAGAUUUUUUUAGUAAUAGGUUUUAAAAGGUGUGUCUUUUUAAUCUGCUAAUUGUUUUUAAAUAAAUUUUUCAUAAAUAUAUAAACAUCAACCACUAUAGUGGCUAAGCUAAGCAAAAAUGUUUGUGUUUCAUCACAUUAUUUAUUUAGUUGCAACGUUGCAAUGCAUCGAUUCAUUUUGUCGAAAAUAUCAGGUUUAUUUAAUAAUUUUUCAAAAGCAUAAAAAUUUCGUAACUUAUCGUUAUGUCAUCAUUUUAAACAAGCAAAUAUAUACGGUCCAAAUGCACGGCUUGAAUUUCAUCAAUUUUCAAACCAAUUCAAUAAAUAAUGUUUAACAAUAUUUAAAUAAUUUAAUAAACCCACUUUAAAUAGAUUACCCCAUCGUCAGCAUAUUUAUUGAAUUUUCCAUUUUAGUUUAUCAUGAAGCAGCAAUUAGUCACCGAAAAUGAAUGCAAAUAGCUUUCAUCACUUACAAAUAUCAUUGCGAAUCACUUCAGAUAGAAUUGGUGUUGAUUAAAACACUGCAGUUGUUUGCGCACACGCUCACACACGGUGGUCAGUUGGCUUUACUGUUUUCAAAUUGUCGCAAUAAAAUUAUUAAUAAACAGACGUUCGGGCCGUUCGGUCAAUGCACAUUCCAUUCAUUGAUUCAUUUAUACUCUUUCUCUCUCUCCCUAUCCUCUUCUUCGCACACUGUUCGUUCAUUUAUAUUCGGUGCGCAAUUUGUGUGCCACCGAAAGUGAGCGCCAUUGAAGUGCAUUACAGAUGCAAGAAAUUGAGGAAACAUACACGCCAGCAUGUGUUAUUAAUUAAAACCGCAAUUCAUUUAAACGAGUGAAUACGCAUCAUUCCUGCAUGUGUAUAUAAUUAAACUUCAGUCACACCGUACUACUUAACGACUUUACACACACCACAAGAUAAAAUAAAAUACGUGUGCUGCCAAAACUCAUAAAACAGACAUAUGCAUACACAAACACACACACACACACACAAACACGGGAAAUAGAACUUAACUGAAUAUCAUUCGACGCCCAUGUGAUCCUUGCAAGGAUCAAUGUUGCAACAUGAUAUACUACGUGUUUCGGAAACACACGUUUCACAUACGCGAUAGAUGGAUAUGUCUGCAGAUAUGCAAGCGUGCCAUUUUCUUUUGUAUUGAAUCUUUCGAGAUUUUAUCAUUAUAUAUCUUAUUUCGGUAUCACAUAUAGAUCUUUACCGAUAUCUAUCACUUGUUUUUUACAUUGAUGCAUUUUUGCCCAGACCUUUUCUUUGGCAUUUCCAGAGAAAGACAAACCUUGAAAUCAUCUUCUCAAUUCCCAUCGCUUUCGAUGAUUUUGAUCGCUUUCUUCAUAAUCAUAAGCACUUGUGUGCUAUUUGCACCGAAUCGCCACCAAUUCAGCACAUUGCAAAUAUGUUGAUAUUUUAUCGAGAACAUUUUAUGAUCGUCGAAAACUUUGUUCUCACAUUCAUCACCAUGUGACUGUGUAAUGUGUAUGAUAUUUAACUCGUCACAAUAAAUACAUCGAAAAAUGUUGAAAUUUUGAGUCCAUUUAGUGAAAAGAAACUUGUUUUUUUUUUCUUUUGAUAAACAUUGUAGUCAACGGUACGAUAAAUAUGCAAAAAUAAUGCAAAUAUUGAGAACAAAAAUAACAAACUAAGUAUACAUUUGCGAUUAGAUAUUAAAUGUUUAAGCUAAAAAAUUCAAGAUGUUAGUUUAUAAGUUUAUUUAAACUGUAAAUAUAUAACUAUAAAAUGCAUAACA